Plenodomus lingam JN3 is the source of this 852-nucleotide messenger RNA. The record is from RefSeq and is a predicted model, not a curated record. NCBI's taxonomy places the organism in Eukaryota, Fungi, Ascomycota, Dothideomycetes, Pleosporales, Leptosphaeriaceae.
AUGUCGGACGGCUCGCCCAACGCCUACAACUACCGCCACGAUGCCAACCUCAUCUUCGAGGCCCACAAGCAGCACGGCUUCUGGUUUGGCCUGGAGCAAGAGUACACCCUGCUCGACGAGUUUGGCUGGCCCUAUGGCUGGCCCAGGAACGGCUUCCCCGCGCCCCAGGGUCCUUACUACUGCGGUGUAGGAACCGGCAAGGUCUUCUGCCGUGACAUCGUCGAGGCUCACUACAAGGCCUGCAUGUACGCCGAGAUCAACAUCUCUGGCACCAACGCCGAAGUCAUGCCCGCCCAGUGGGAGUACCAAGUCGGCCCCUGCGCUGGCAUCGAGCUCGGUGACCAGCUCUGGAUGUCGCGCUUCCUUCUCCACCGCGUUGCCGAGGAGUUUGGUGCCAAGGUCACGUUUGCGCCCAAGCCCAUUCCCGGUGACUGGAACGGUGCCGGUCUGCACACCAACGUCUCUACCAACGAGACGCGUGCCGAGGGUGGCAUGAAGGCCAUCGAGGCCGCCAUGGAGAAGCUCUCUACCCGCCAGGCCGAGCACAUGGCCGUCUACGGCUCAGACAACCAGCUCCGCAUGACGGGCAAGCACGAGACGGCCUCGUAUGACAAGUUCACCUGGGGCGUCGCCAACCGCGGCUCCUCUGUCCGUAUCCCCCGCGCCGUCGCUGCGGAAGGAAAGGGCUACUUUGAGGACCGCCGCCCCGCCUCCAACGGUGACCCCUACCAGAUCACCGGCAUCAUCGCCGAGACCAUGUACGGCAAGGUCGAGGGUGCAGACAUCGCCCGCUUCGCACAAAAGGCGGACAAUGUCGAUCUCGACAUGGUGGUCGAGGUGGCCAAGCCAUAG